AUGUCAGAUCUAAAGAAACGUGAUUAUCCAUCAUUGCGACGAAAAGGUGCUUCUGUUGGAGGAGGUGGAAGUUUCAAACCAAUCAAUACUUUGGCAAAUUCCAACCGUGUCAUUGCAGUACCAGAAUCUGAUCUAUCGCAGAAAACUCCAUUGGAAAUCAGCAGGACCAGGCUAAUAGAGAAUACCUCGCCACUUGGUGACCCAAAUAGAUCUAUAGAGCGUGCACAAGUAUGUCGUGAAAGAUUAAGUGGGUUAAACUCACGACCGAGUCUUGCAAAACAUGGCUCAUCAAAAGUGGAUAGCUCUACAAUAGUGGACUGCAUGGGGUCAUCAAUUGAUCUAGAAUUGCAAGGAUUGAAUACCCCUCCCACGACAUCAGUAGACUUGAAAUCUGUUCGAGUAGGAAAUAGAGAUUAUAUUAGAUAUAAUGGCCGUGCCAGUCUUUCACUUGGAAUCACAGAGAAUGGGAAGUUUCUUUGUAUAUAUCUGGAAGAUAUUCCCAAAUCAGGUUAUAUUAUAAAUAUUGACACCCAGUUAAAGUCAUUAUCCUUUGCCCUGAGUUCGAUUAUUAUAGAGAUUAAGGACUUGAAAGAAACCAUUGUUGCUGCACACCACGGUAUUGAUGAAGACAUUCGAAAAUAUUUUCAGAUCCAUCCAUCCGAUAAGGUUGAUCCUAGCAAAACAUUGGCUGAUUCUGCAUUGCACAAGCUUGAUAAAACUGUUGAAGUUUUAGAAGACGUGAUAGACCCUAGUUACAUUGGAAAAAGAGAUGAACGUGUUGGUGAUAAGAACGAAGCAGUUCUAGAUGACGUCUUAGGUAGAUUGCGCACACGACAUGCAAAGAAAGCAUAUUGGGACAAAGUAGUUCAAGGAGAAAUCCCCAACACCGAAGUCGAAGUUGUCAACUCCAAAGAGACAGAAAGUAUAUUUGUUGACGAUGAUUAUGUUUCGUGGGAAGUGCCUGCCAAGUUCAAUCCAGAUUUGCAAUAUACCUUCCCUGAUGGAAAAUUGUUUCGGGUAUCCGAUAGUGAUUUUGCUACUUUAUACAACAAUUCUUGGAUAAAUGAUGCGGUGAUGGAUUUUUGCAUCAAGUUUGACAUAGAAGAGGCGAUUUCCGCUGGAGUUGUUGGAAGAAAUGAAAUCCAUGCGUUCAAUUCAUUCUUUUACACGAAAUUGAAUUCAAAAUCUACGUCUAAUGGUGAGCCUCAGUAUUAUCAAAAUAUUAAAAGGUGGGUCCAAAAGUUAGAUUUCAUGACAAUUCCUUAUCUUAUUAUGCCAGUUAACGAGAAUCAUCACUGGUAUUGUUGUAUAAUCCGAGGGCUUCCCAAUUUAUUGAAGGCUGCAUUGAAAAAGAAAACGGUAGAGAUAGACCCUGAACUAACAGAGGAGGAAACUGAAAAUGAAUCUAGUCAGACUGUCACACCUGACAUGCAACAACAAGAUAUGGCAUCUCUGGACACUGUUAAUAAGGAUUCACAGGAAAUAUCACCAGAAUCGUCAGAAACAGAUUCCCAAGAGAAGCCCAAGAAAGAGUGCGCCGAAAUUUUUGUCUUUGAUUCAUUAGGUUUGAGAAGAGAUAAUGUCAAAAAUCCGUUGAAGUCAUUCAUUAUUGACUACUGCAAAGACAAAUACGACGUGGAGAUUCCAAAGGAUCAUAUUCGAGUUAUUGCAGCUAGAGUUCCAAGGCAAAACAACUACAAUGAUUGUGGAAUUCACGUUAUUUACAAUGUCAGUAAAUGGCUAUUCAAUUUAGAAACUUGUGAAUCGCUUUGGAGAAAACAUCAGCAUGCUAUUCAAAGAAGCAUUUUUGUUGCUGAAGAAAGAAACAACAUGAGAAGGUUCUGGAUUGAUAAAUUCAUAGCGCUACACUCACAACAGCAAUCUAUGGUGUCAAUUACAGCUGAAAAGGACUCUUCUGAUAUGAUUCAAGAGUCAGAGGAGAAGAAUUCCAACACUAGAAGUGUCAUAAGUGGCAAGAGUGAUCGUGUGGCUGUUGCAGACGAUGACGAUGACGAUGAUAUAAUUGAAAUUAUCGAAGAAAAGAAAAUCCAACCGAGCCCGUCUUCGAAUGAUGGUGUUGCGAGCAGAACUAGAAACUCUGGUAAUCAAGGUCAACGACAAAAGUUCGAAAACAACUUCUUGAAUGAAACUUAUGGGGGUAAGAAUAUUCCUCGGCAUGUGGUUGAUACCUUGAAUGAGCUUCUCCCACAAAGAACUUUGCAAUUGGAGAUGAAUAUUAGAAAGCACAUACAGAAUUAUAUCAACGAUUCAAAAUGGAUAGUUAGUUCAGAGGAAGAAAAGAAAAAACAGUUUGUGGACCAGUUUUGGGCUUUGAUGAAGGAAUCUGACAAGGAAAAUAGGCCAAAAAAUAAAGCCUUUAAAAUUGAGGAACAGGUCGCAACUGCUGUCUCACAGCUAAGUAUCACUCCAAGUACCUUCUUCACUAAAAAAUCAGAUUCUUGUGGUAAAAAGUUAUUUGAUAAGGAUACCGUAGAUUUUUUAACUGAAAAAUCGACAGCUAAAGAGCAAACUCAGUCUGCCAAGACAGAUGAGGACCAAAUACUCCAGAAAGAACACAAUAAUAAUGCUGAUGAAAUCAUUGAAUGUUUUGAAAUUGAUAAAAUGAAAGCACAAACCUCACCAAAUACAGAAGCUGUAAAAAAUUCUAAAGUUGCAAAAAAUGUUGUUUCAUCAGGAAUCACGCGGGCCAAGGAUCGUGAGAGAGCCGAAGCUUACGUACUGGUUCUUCUGGCACCUGGGCCUCUGUCUCCCAAGCGGAGACGUUUAGAAUAA
Candida tropicalis MYA-3404 is the source of this 2793-nucleotide messenger RNA. RefSeq names its product SUMO protease (gene ULP3). The transcript has a single exon. Gene Ontology annotation, biological process: proteolysis. Lineage: Eukaryota; Fungi; Ascomycota; Pichiomycetes; Serinales; Debaryomycetaceae. The record is from RefSeq and is a predicted model, not a curated record. Bases 1 to 2793 code for a protein of 930 amino acids. Gene Ontology annotation, molecular function: cysteine-type peptidase activity.